Aphis gossypii (cotton aphid) is the source of this 2721-nucleotide messenger RNA. Its product is annotated as protein cycle. Gene Ontology annotation, cellular component: cytoplasm; transcription regulator complex; aryl hydrocarbon receptor complex. The transcript has 16 exons. Gene Ontology annotation, molecular function: RNA polymerase II cis-regulatory region sequence-specific DNA binding; DNA-binding transcription factor activity, RNA polymerase II-specific; protein dimerization activity. Lineage: Eukaryota; Metazoa; Arthropoda; Insecta; Hemiptera; Aphididae. The coding region runs from base 616 to 2565 and encodes 649 amino acids. Gene Ontology annotation, biological process: regulation of transcription by RNA polymerase II. The record is from RefSeq and is a predicted model, not a curated record.
GUUGCGAUGAGUGAGUUGACGACGGCGGUACACGGCGCGCGGACUAAAAAUGAUUUAGAUAAGUGAACGAGAGUGUGGAGAAGACCUCUCUCGCCGCCGUACACAAUAUUCGAGUGUGUGUAAUAUUAUAUAUUGCGUGCACAUAGACCGAUUGAGUGUACGCACCACGCGAAAUAUUAUUAUAUUUUAUAAUAAGUUCGCCACGCAGGACGAAACGUGAUCAAUUUACCGUUUAUUAGGUUUUAUAGCAACAGACUGUUUACCUAAUAAUAUUAUGUUUUUAUCUAAGACAAAAAAUUAAAACAUAUAAAUACGAUUUCCGACUUCCGCCGCCCCACCGACGUUUUACUCGUGUUGCUCGACACGCGUUGCCGCAGAAGACGAUAACGGACAUAUUAUUAUACCUAUUAUUGUUGAUGUAUAUUUAUUAUAUAUUUAUAUUGGUUUUGUAUUCUUCCCCUCGUGUGCGUAACAAUAGAAGGGCAACAAUUUCUGGUUCAGACAAAAAGGGUGGACAUUAUUAAUUUCCUCUAGGGCAAGUUAAAAACGGAUUUUAUAUUUGAAUUUUACAAAAACUUAUAAAGGUGUUACCGCAAUUUCAGAAAAGGAUCCAAAAUGAAGCCCAGAAAAAGACAUUAUUCACGAAGUUCAUAUAACAUGCAAAAUAGUUCCCGAAUGGCUUCGUCUACAGCAGACUUAAGUAUGGAUUUGAGUGGCGAUGAACAUUUCAAAAACAAAAGGAAAGGAUCCGCGCACGGUAGCGAUUUUGACGAUGACAACAAUGAUGAUUCAAGGUCUGUUCGAAAUGACAAUAACAAAAAACAUAAUCACAGCGAAAUCGAGAAGCGUAGAAGAGAUAAGAUGAAUUCAUAUAUUACUGAGCUAGCUAGUAUGAUACCAAUGUGUCAUACUAUGCCCCGAAAAUUAGAUAAACUGUCUGUGCUCAGGAUGGCCGUGCAACAUAUGAAGACAAUUCGAAGCACUGUUAAUUCAUAUACUGAAGGUCAUUAUAAGCCUUCAUUUUUAUCUGAUCAAGAUUUGAAAAAUUUAAUCACACAAGCUGCUGAAGGUUUUGUCCUCGCUGUAAGUUGUGAUCAUGGAAAGAUACUAUAUAUAUCUAAAUCUGUGACUCAGGUUCUAAAUUAUAUACCAGAGGACUUAGUCGGAAAUAAUGUAUUCGAUUAUAUUCAUCCGAAAGAUGUAGCUAAAGUAAAGGAACAACUUUCCUGUUCAGACUUUGGUCCUAGAGAUAAAUAUAUGAAUGCAAAUACAAUGUUACCGGUGCGUGCAGAAAUGAUGAAUACAUUAUCAAAAAUGUGUAGUGGAGCUAGGAGAUCAUUUUUUUGUCGAAUGAAGUGUAAAACAUAUGACAUAAAAGAAGAAGCAGACACGACUACUGGAUCAAAGUAUUCUCAAUCAGAUAGAAGAUAUAGUGUAAUUCAGUGUACUGGUUAUUUAAAACCCUGGACCCAGAUAAAUGAUUGUGAGGAUGUAUCUGGGAAGAGUUUGGGAUUAGAUGAAGAUAAUGAUGGUAAUGGCGUUCGAGUGGAUUCUGGAUCUGCCAACAAUACAUCAUGUUUGGUAGCCGUUGGUAGAAUUAUUAAUAAUUUGGCUUCUUCUUCACUUUUAUCGGACAUAGUAAAACCACCAUGUUUCACUUCAAAACACACAAUUGAUGGGAAGUUUCUGUCCGUGGAUCAAAGGGUUACAUAUAUAGUCGGUUUUUUACCUCAAGAAUUAUUAGGUACUAGCAUGUAUGAAUACUUUCAUCAAGAUGAUAUCGCUAGACUUGUUGAUAUUCAUAAAACAACACUUCAAGAGUGUACGCCAAAAGACACAGAGGUUUAUAAAUUUCGGGCUAAAGAUAAAACAUUUGUAAACUUACGAAGUGAAUGGAAAAGUUUUCGAAAUCCUUGGACUAAAGAUAUCGAAUUUAUUGUCGCGAAUAAUAUUUUAACUAGGGCAGAUUAUAAACCUGAUGGCAGUAACAAAUCAGAAUGUUCUUCACAGAGCCAAUCUCAAAACUAUUAUGAGAGUUAUACAGAUCAACCAUUGUCUACAAACCAACAACAGUUGGGUAAUAGAGAAAUACAAAAUUUAAUAACUUCACAUAUAGAAGCAAAUAAAAUUGGUAGACAUAUUGUCGAUACUGCAUUGGAUGUAAAGAAGACAGUUUGUGAUGUCGACAGUUCUCCUCCACAUACUCAACAGGAUACGAUAGAAGAAGUAGAGUCCAAGAAUGACCGUUUACAGUUUAUGAAUUCACCGUUGGCAAUGCUCAACGAACCCGGUACGCUGUCGAGUAAUGGUGGCGAUGGCGGCAAUGGUGAUACUGUUUCGUCGUAUACCGUGGUCCAGGAAAGCGUGAACUUGUUGAAUUCUACUAAUGCUAAUAGUGACUCAGGGAAUAUGCUCGGUGAAAUAAUGACACCGUCCCCACAACAGUUGUCUAAUUUGGGAACUAACGACGAGGCCGCUAUGGCCGUCAUUAUGAGCUUCUUGGAAGCCGACGCCGGACUUGGUGGACCUGUUGAUUUUUCCGGGUUACCAUGGCCUCUGCCGUAACGCGUAUAAUAACGAUUCAAUCAAUUAUAUUCAUUGUUUUGUGCAACUAAAUGUAGUAUUAUUUUUUAUAUUAUUCAAUAUCAGCCAUGUUAAUUACUAAAAUGAUAUUAAAUUAAACUUUGUAAAAAUUAAUUUAAUAAAUUUAUAUUCAUAUAA